Molecule: messenger RNA, 4017 nt
Organism: Plasmodium malariae
Lineage: Eukaryota; Apicomplexa; Aconoidasida; Haemosporida; Plasmodiidae
Product: conserved Plasmodium protein, unknown function
Exons: 1
Coding region: 1-4017 (1338 amino acids)
Source: RefSeq, a predicted model, not a curated record
AUGAGACGGAGAUUUGCGGAAAUCGUCCAAAGACGUAUAUUUGUAAAAAACAGGAAUGUGUUAUUCAUACAUAUACAAAGGAACUAUGUGAAUGUACCUAGAUUGAACACAUUGAAGGAUAUGGAUAUGUAUGCUAUUAGGAAAAAUGUAGAAUUGUGUAAAAAAAAAAAUGUAAAAAUCAAAGACGUGUGGAAUAAUUUUUUAUACAUACUUAUACUAAAAUUGUGUAAUAACGAAAUGCAUAAUUAUGUUGACUUUAUGAUCAUAUUAAAACUUUUGAGUAAAUAUAUUUCUUUAGACAAAAGGGUUAUGGUUUUUAUAUGUGAGAAAUUAGAACAAGAUAUGUACAAAUUGAGCAUAAGAGAAUUAAAUUUACUACUAUUAAUAUUAAGAAAAAAUAAUUUUGAUAGUUCAUAUUUUAUUAAUUUAAUAUGUAAAUCUAUUUUAAUGAAAAUUAAUAAAAAUGUAUCUUAUAAAGAUUUAGCUCUAAUAUCAUUUAGUUUGUCAAGUAAUACUACUAUAUUAGAUGAAAAGGUAUUUACGAAUGAAAUUUUUAACUUCACUAUUUUAAAAAUUUACAACGAUUUAAAAAACAUAAAUUAUCAUACCUUGUCUUUGUUUUUUUAUUCAUUCAGUUUAUAUUUUAUUAACAAUUUUGAUUAUUUUAAUUCUUUUUUUUAUAUGAUCAAAAAUUUUAUUAAAAAUAUAAAAAGAAAUAUGGACUCUUUCAAUUCCACUGACUUAAUGUUUACCUUUAUUUCAUCCAUGCACAUUUACAAUUCUUUUAGAACUAAUUCUACUAGUGUAACAAGUGUUAGUAAAUCAAGCUCGUUAUAUGUAGAAAAAAAUGCACACAUUACUCCACCUUCAUUAAACGGAUAUUUAAAUAAUAUACCUGCACAUGCUAGUUGUCGAAGAGUUACGAGGGAAGGGGGGGAUACUCUGAAUAAGGGCAAGUCUAAAGUACAGUUAACCAAAUUAGAAAAAAGGUUUGACUCUAAUAAUGGUGCAGAGGAGGGAAAGUUAAGCACUAUUUCGAAUUUAGUAAAAGAGGAUUCUGGUAAGUACAGGAGGGCUGCUCAUCGUGGUAUGUACUCGUCAAUAAAGGAGGAAAGUACAGAAAAUUUUAACUUACCCAUUGAACCAAUAGACAGUGUUGAGAAACAGUGUCAAAAUGAUUUAAAAAAAAAAGAAUUUAUUUUAGAGGAUCUAAUUGAUAGCAUUAAAAUAGUAAUUGCAGAAAAAUUGAAAUGCUUCAAGGUGGAAGAAGCAGUAAACAUUCUGUUUGCAUCGUUAUGUAGAAACUUUACCUUCAACAAAAAGUAUUUUAACAUUUUCAAUAAACAUAGAAUAAACGUACAAGAUUAUAUUAAUGUGUGCAUAAAAACUGAGUACAAAAAGUGUAUGGAGGAGGAGCAGGAAGACGAAAAAGAAGAAGAAAAACUCGAUUACAUUUUAAAAAUUAAUACCACGAACAACAAUUUGCACAAUGAUGAAACUUUUAUUAACAUAGUGAUGGAAGAAAUAAUUUAUCGAAAUGAUUGUUUAAGUAUAAAACAAAUAAUUUUAUUGCUUUAUUUAUUAAGUAACUCAAAUGUGAUGUAUCUACAAUUUGAAAAAAUAAUACUUAAGAGAUUAGCAUGCAUGGAAAAGGAAUUAAAUAAAAAAGAAAUUAUGUUCAUAUAUCAAUUUUUAUAUUUAAGGACAUGUUUAUUUCCGGAGCUAAAAAAAUAUUCCUUAAAAAUUUAUGAACAGGACAGUAACAAAACGGUCGUUAUAUGUAAUAUAAAUAAAGAUACAAAAAAAAGCAGUGUACGUAUAAGUAACGAAUAUGCAAAGGAAACUACCAUUUUUAACGAUAAAAAAAAUUACGAGAAUAAUAAUGUUUAUUAUAUGCAUGAUGAUGUAUUAUAUUUGAAAAAAAAAAGAAAAAGAGAUAAGAAUAAAAUUUUUUUGUAUGACAAUUUUAUUUUCAAAUAUCCUGCACAAGUCAGAAUAAAUGAAAAAAGUGACAAUUUUGAAAAUGUGCGAAAUUUGAACUGUUUUAUAGAUAUUAAAAGGAGAAGAGAAGAAAUGGAUGAUCAUGUCUUUUCAAAAAAUAGAAAAUUAAUAAAUGAAGAGAAAUGUAACGAGUUCAAGAUAAGUGCAGAUAAAAAAUGUAAUUCUAUUCAAACUCAAAGUAGUAGUAUCUCUUGCACGCAUAAUAGUAAGUCUACUUCUGUGGCUAGUAAUAUUACGAAAACCAUCCCAUGCAGUAACAUUGGUGAAAGUCCUAACAUUUUUGCGUUUGGAAAAAAAGUUUUUCCAUCCUACAACGUCAUUGAUGAGUAUAGAAUUAACUGCUACAAUUUGCAGUUGGAUGUUUACAAAAUUGUUUGUUUAAAAUUAUUGGACUGGUUAAGGAAUGAAAAAUUAGCUAGCUGUACUACUAUUAUUGAUAUAUUAUGUAUUUAUGAAAAAUUAAAUGUAAGAGAUUAUAGAAUUAUAAGAUAUAUGUAUACUUUAAAAAAAAAAAUUUUAUACUUAGACAAUAAAUAUAUAAUAAAAAUUAUGAACAUAAUUUUAAAAUUUAAUUUAUAUAGCAUAUUACAAUAUUUGAAUAUAGAUAAAUUUCUUAAGUUUAUGACUUUCAAUUCAUUGGAUGAAAGUAUAGAAAUUUUGAAUUUAGUUGGUAUGUUAUCAGUUAUUUAUGGUAAAAAUUCAUAUCAUAAUUUUCCUGCAUUCAAUAUAGAAAAUAUUAUUAUUUACAUUUUGAAAAAUUUCAAAAAGUUAAUUAUCACCAAGCAGUUAAAAAGAGCAAAUAUAACAAAUGUGUAUAACAGUUUGCCUCUUAAAUUGUACAAAUUGUUUAAAAAUGUGCAAUGUAUGGAGGAUGAUGCAGUGAAACGAACAUGUGCUCGUUAUGAUGCCAUUGGUGCUUAUAAUUAUGAUGGUUAUCAAAUCGCUAGUUUUGAGGAAAAAAGUGACCUUGUCUGGUCAGGUAAAAACAUGAAAAAUUUUUGCAUUUAUAAUGUGGAUGAUGUGAAUUUGAAGGAAGUGAAAAUUAAACCAUCUACAUAUACAAUGGGAAGUGUACGAAACAACAUUGAGGUGAACAGUUACAUAUAUGAAUAUAGAGAUGUCGAAGAUGAGCUGUAUGAAGACCUGUUGUUAAUGUUUGGUAAAAAUGUAGAAAUUUAUAAAGACAUAAAUAUUUCAAAUUAUGCAUUUCCAAUGGCCAUUAAUUUGUUAACAUUAAAUCAUCAUCAGGGAGAAGGAAAUAAUCAUAGCUUAAUUCGUAUGAACAUGUGCAGCAACGGAUGGAGCAACGAGUGUAUUAUCGAAAGGAGCAACCAAUGUAACAGAGAAUGGAGCCGCGGACAUAACAGUAAACAUGGUCAUGAUAAAACGUUAGAACUGAAUAAAAAAAAUUUCCUUCUUGUUGACAUAUUGUAUAGCCAUGAUUUUUAUUACUCAUUGAAUGAGGCAAAACAAAAUAAAUUAAAGAAAAGGCAUGUAUACGUGUGCUAUUUUGGUAGUCACGUAAAUAAAAUGAACAAGAGAAUAAUUAAUUAUAAAAAAUAUACCAUACUAAGAUUAAUCAAAAAGAGAGGAUACAAUUACAUUUGCAUUGAUGCAAAAACGUAUGUGAAAAAUAAAAAAAAUAAAAAAAGUGACAAUAGCUUAAAUAAAAUUUAUAUAAGUAAUUUAAUACUCGAUUUAUUAGAAAGGAAAAAAAGAACAAAUGUAUUAUACCGAAAAGGGGGUAGAAGUAAAAGCAGCAUUGUUGAAGCACAUACUAAUAAAUUACUAGUCUAUCAUUUGAAAAAUAAAACAAGUGCAUUUGCUGCGAUAAAAAAUUAUAGACUCAAAAGUGCCAACACUUCCUUGUUUAUAAGGCGAAAUAAAAAUGAAAGUAAAACAUAUGCACAGGGAAAAACUUUAUACACUGAUGGAGACACAGAAAAAAAGAGAGCAAAAGAAAAGCCCCCGUCUAACCACUUGACCAAGUUAAAGCAUAUGUUUCAGUCUGUUUAA